AUGCUUGGUUUGGUUAUCGUUCUAUUUAUUAUCAUUGUUAUAAUAAUUUGCUUUCGUUGGUAUUUAUCUCAUGUUCAUUCAUCAUUAUAUUGGUGUUGGGAUAAUGGAAAUGAGGAUAAACGAAUUGCUAUUGAUACAAAUAAUGGUCCUGUUGCUUCAAAUUGGUCUGAAUGGGAACCUACACAUAUUAAACAUGGUCAAAAAUGUGGAUUAGCAGUCGAUCAUUAUCAUCGAUAUAAAGAAGAUAUACAAUUGAUGCACACACUUGGUUGUAAUGCUUAUCGAUUUUCUUUAGCUUGGGAUAAAAUUGAACCCAUUGAAGGACAAUAUGAUAAAGAUAUACUUACUCAUUAUCAUGAUGUUCUAAAAGAAUUACAUAGACAAUCAAUUAUACCAAUGAUUACAUUUCAUCAUUUUGUUCAUCCGUUAUGGUUUGAACAACGUUCAGCUUUUCUUGAUUCAUCUAAUAUAUCAAAAUUUGUUCGUUUUUCUAUUGAUAUGUUUCAAGAAUUUCAAGAUGAAUGUCAUCUUUGGUGUACAAUUAAUGAACCUGAAGUUUACGUAAGUGGCGGUUAUUUUACUGGCAUAUUUCCACCUGGUCAUAAAUCUCAACCGAACGAAGCUUCACUUAUAAUGCAACAUCUUCUACAAGCUCAUGUCGAUAUUUAUGAUGGUAUUAAAAAAAUUGCUCAUCAACCUGAACAACAUUCUAUUGGGAUUGUUAAAGAUAUAUUUCAAUUUGAUCCAUGGAAUCCAGUUAAUCCAUUAGAUAUAUAUACAAGUCAUAUAUUAGAUUAUGCUAUGAAUGGUUGUAUAUUAGAUUUCUUUCGUACAGGUUGUUUUAAAUGGACAAUGCCAGGUACAAUCCAUCGUACAUAUACAAAUUCACGUGCACCAUAUACAAAUGAUUUUAUUGGAUUAAAUUAUUAUUCACAUUUUCUUGUUCGAUUUAAUUUAUUUAAACCAUCAUUCUAUGAAAUUUUACAUCGUCAAGAUGAUAGUGGAAGUGCUCUUAUGACUGAUAUGCCCUAUGCAUUAUAUCCUGAAGGAUUAUAUCGUGCUUGUGUACGAAUUAAGAAUCAAUUACCAUGUAUACCAAUUUAUAUAACAGAAAAUGGUAUUGCUGAUCGUUUUGACGAUCGACGCCAUUUAUUUUUAAGACGAUAUCUUUAUGCAGUAAGUCGAGCUAUUAAUGAAGCUGGUUGUGAUGUAAGAGGUUAUUUUUAUUGGAGUUUAACUGAUAAUUUUGAAUGGGCAGAAGGCUAUGAUAUGAAAUUUGGUUUAUAUCAUGUCGAUUUACAAACACAAGAACGUACAUUACGUGAUGGUUCUAAAUAUUUUCAAUAUGUAAUUCAAAAACAUCGAGAAAAAUACGAGAAAAAAAAUCUAUAA
Adineta steineri is the source of this 1392-nucleotide messenger RNA. Lineage: Eukaryota; Metazoa; Rotifera; Eurotatoria; Adinetida; Adinetidae. The record is from the annotation of a GenBank genome assembly.